This is a messenger RNA of Monopterus albus (swamp eel), 2485 nucleotides long. RefSeq names its product amyloid beta (A4) precursor protein-binding, family B, member 3 (gene apbb3). Gene Ontology annotation, molecular function: transcription factor binding; amyloid-beta binding. The coding region runs from base 280 to 1716 and encodes 478 amino acids. Gene Ontology annotation, cellular component: nucleus; cytoplasm. Gene Ontology annotation, biological process: regulation of DNA-templated transcription. The transcript is spliced from 13 exons. The record is from RefSeq and is a predicted model, not a curated record. NCBI's taxonomy places the organism in Eukaryota, Metazoa, Chordata, Actinopteri, Synbranchiformes, Synbranchidae.
CCUUCAUCACACAGAGAGGAGAGAGACGGAGAGGAGGAAAGACAGAGGAGAGAGAAAACGCCAGGUGGAGAGAAAAUAAAGGAGGAGAAGAAGAAGACUGAUGGUGCUGGCUGAGAGGAGAGUGACGGACGGAGGGACGAGCAACACUGACACAGACUGAUAGACAGAGAGAGAGCGAGACAGACAGGCAGAGGGAGGCUGUAGCAUCCGUCAACUGGGCCUGUGUGUGUGCGUUUGUGCUAUCAGCUGAUUGGACCACACACGCUGAAGGGUGGAGCCAUGAUGGGCAAGGAUUACAUGUUGGCCAUCAUCAUAGUCAAUUAUGAAGACAACAUCUGGACUGACCAGAACCUGCUGCUGGACCCAGACCUUCCAUCUGGAUGGAGAACCAUCAAAGACUCCACAGGAACCUACUAUUGGCACGUUCCAACUGGCGCCACCCAGUGGCAACACCCCCGCCUCACUGGGACACCACAGCCCCUGGACACACAGCAGGAGGAGUCUGGGCAGCCGAGCUCCAACAGAGGGACAGACGGACCAUCUGAGGGCAGGUCUUCGUGGCAUGACGAUUAUCUCACCAACCACGACCCCGACUCCAAGUGUUUUGCGGUGCGUUCACUGGGCUGGCUGCAGGUGGAGGAGGAGGACCUGUCUCCUGGUCGUAGCAGUCUUGCUGUCAGUAAUGUCAUCCAGCAGCUGUCUCACUGCAGCAGCCCCGAGCAGAGAGACAGGCUGGGGGCCUCGGGGGAGGGUCGGGAAAUGAUGCUCGUUCUGAAGAAAGACACUCUGACCCUAUUGGACCCUUUAGACCACACCCCCAUCCACUGUCAGCCAAUCAUCAACAUCCGUGUCUGGGGGGUGGGCUGCAACAACGGCAGGGACAGGGACUUUGCCUUCGUGGCGGGAGAUAAGGACAGUUGUAUGCUGAAAUGUCAUGUGUUUCGCUGUGAUGCUCCGGCCAAAGCCAUCGCUGCAGCUCUGCACGACAUGUGCUCCAAGAUGAUGUCGAAGGAGGCGCUGGUGAGGCCGCCUCACUCUCUGACAAUGGAAAGCAUCUCACCUGAAGACCUGCCCAGACAAGUGGAGUUCCUGGAGGCGGUGCACCAGCAGGUCCAGAAGUUCGAGGUCCAGUACAUUGGGAACCUGCCGGUGUCCAGAGCCAUGGGUAUGGAGGUCCUGAACAGAGCGAUAGAAAGCAUCAUGAAUUCUACAGACAGAGACGACUGGGAGCCAACCGUGAUCCACGUCACUGAUAACGUCCUGUCUCUGUGGAAGGGAGAGGAAGGGGAGGAGCCCUUCUGGGAGUGUCAGGUACGUUUCCUCACCUUUCUGGGUGUCGGCCAUGACAGCCACACCUUCGCAGUGAUUGUCGAUGGCGGCACACAGCGGUUCGAGUGUCACGUGUUCUGGUGUGAACCAGAUGCAGGAAUCAUCUCGGAGGCCGUCCAGGCUGCGUGUAUGGUCCAGUAUCAGAAGUGUCUGGUGGCUCAGACUCCUCCUCCGAGGUCCAAGUCAUUGCGUGUGACCCCCCCAAAGGUCAAACGAGCCAAUUCCAUGGAUGGUGCUGCUUUCCCACCGCUCACUUCCCAGCACCAUGGCAGCAGCAGCUCCACCACGAUGACGCCAAGGAUGACAAAGGCCAACAGCAGCAGCGUGAGGAAGGGGAUGAUGGCCUUCUUCGAAACCUUUCGGAACAAACAGACCGCCACCUCCUAAUGACGGGGGCGGGACCAUCGAAAUGAACGCCAAACCUUUAGGACUGACAUGUACUGUAUUCUCCAAGACCAUGAAGGCAAACUCCCGAUUGGCUGAACUCACGGCCCUGGUGGUCCGACCGGCUGGUCCUGCUGCCUUCACAUCACCAGCGACAACUCGUCUCCUGUUUGCUGGACCUGAAACAUACCCAUCUGAACUCAUCACCAUGCUUGUCUCACCCGCAGCCAUGCCAUCGGGGUCGGGGUGAACAACACGAGUGUCAGCAUUCCGCUUCUGUGUUCCUGGACUGGCCGAAGCCACAAUACUGGUCCUGGUACAACCAACGGACUGGAUCCAGACAAUACAAGAAGGAUCCUGUCAAUUAAGACCUGCCCCAGCACCUCGUCACCCCCCAGUUUAGAUCUGUGGAAGAUCAUUUUAUCCACAACUAAAACUAAAAAGGAACCUGAAAAUGAAAAGGCAAAUCAACUAUUAUAGUUUAUGGCUUUAGAAUUUAUAAUUGGGCUUCAAUUCACUGUUUAAAAAAAGGAAACUGAUAAAAAAGGAUUGCAAAUAGAAAUAAACAUAUUCAACCUAAGUUUCUUCAGCAAACAACUGAAAGCAUAAGGCCAGUGACAUUGUAUGUGUGUGUUAUUCUGUACAAACCUCGUCCAGACACUGACAACACCAGUGACUGUGUGUCUGAAUCCAGACACUGAGGAGGAAACCUGCCCCCGAGUGCAGCGGUGUGGCUCACUGGGGGAGUUAAUAGCUGGUGGACAACGGUGAA